AUGCAGGACCCCGAAGACUCAGUCGUUGCGCACAGCCUCUAUGACCCCCACCUCGAACCCCAGGAAGCAGAUGGGGAACUUGAGGACCCGUCAAUGCUCCCCUCAACCGGCGUUGGAUACGAAAUAGAAAAGCGUGACCAGAUCAGAGAGGUCAUGAUCUACGAUGCUUUAGAAGGGAAAGAAGGAAGGAGCAAGACUGAAUAUAGCAAAGACGAGACUGCAGACGAAGAGAGCUUCGCUGCUGACGACGACGAGUCCCAAGCAGAGGCAGAUGCGGAGGCGAAUGAAGAAGAGGAACUCCAAAAAGAAGAGCAAGUUGAUGAACAGGAGGAAGCGGAACACAGAAAGGCUCAGCCCCCGCCGCCGAAGCUGCCACCUGACGAGGCGCGAAGGCUGCUCCUCUCUGUAAGCAUCAGCGCACAUGCUGCUGUGCCCGACUUGCUAGGGACGAAGGCGCGGAAAGACCAAGCAGAGGGAAAGAGCCCCGUGAAGCCCCCCUUGUACUCAAAACCUCGAAAUAUUAAGCAGCCGACUGCAGCAAGCUCAGCAGCAACGGGUCCUGUCGCAUCUUCCGCAGCAGCGGGAGCCCCCGGGCCCCUUGCAAGUUUGCCUGCAGGGGGAUCUCCGGCGCCCCCUGCAGGAUCUUUUGGGGGGUAA
Eimeria mitis is the source of this 657-nucleotide messenger RNA. RefSeq lists its product as uncharacterized. The record is from RefSeq and is a predicted model, not a curated record. Bases 1 to 657 code for a protein of 218 amino acids. Lineage: Eukaryota; Apicomplexa; Conoidasida; Eucoccidiorida; Eimeriidae. The transcript is spliced from 6 exons.